This is a messenger RNA of Aspergillus sclerotioniger CBS 115572, 897 nucleotides long. RefSeq names its product sure-like protein. The coding region runs from base 1 to 897 and encodes 298 amino acids. Gene Ontology annotation, molecular function: nucleotidase activity. Lineage: Eukaryota; Fungi; Ascomycota; Eurotiomycetes; Eurotiales; Aspergillaceae. The record is from RefSeq and is a predicted model, not a curated record. The transcript has 2 exons.
AUGCACUUCCGUCUGGCACUUUCGCUUCUCCCGCUCACCACCCACGCCAUCAACAUCAUCUCCUCCAAUGAUGAUGGCUGGGCUGAAAUCAAUAUCCGCACCUUGUAUGACUCCCUCACCGCCGCCGGCCACUCGGUUGUGAUCUCCGCCCCAGCGGAGAACAAGAGCGGAACUGGCUCCGAUGAUGCCACUCCCUCCAACCUCACUGAAGCCUGCGAGUUCGACAGCUGCCCCUCUGGUAGCCCUGCGUACGGCUACAACGCCUCCCAGCCGCGGUGGAACUACGUCAAUUCGUACCCCGUCACCUCCAUCAAGUACGGCAUCGACACUUUGUCCGAGGAAUUCUUCAGCGGCUCCCCCGACCUCGCUGUCAGCGGUCCCAACGUGGGUGCCAAUCUUGGCCUGGAGGUCUUCUUCUCCGGCACUGCCGGAGCUGCAACCUACGCGGCGAAACAGGGCAUUCCUGCCAUCGCCUUCUCCGGUAACACGGGCUCUCAGACAGCUUGGGACGUGAGCGUGCCCAACUACAGCACCGUGUACGCCGAGUUGUCAACCAAGCUGGCCGAUGCGCUGAUUGCGUCGGGCACGCCCUACCUGCCAGACGAAAUCUGGCUGAACGUGAACUUUGGCGCCGUGAGCGACUCGAGCUGCACCAGCGCAGACGACUUCAAGUUUGUGCUUUCGCGCAUCUUCACCGCGAUCCCGCUCGUCUCGGGCGACGAUGUUGAGACGUGCGACAACGACAAGCGGUUGCCGACGGAGACCAAGGUGGUGGACUCGGACGGGUGCUACGCCAGUGUCUCGGUGGGGGUGGCGAGCGACAAGCUCGACGCGAAUGCGACAAUUCAGGGGGUCGUUCUAGAGAAGCUGUCGGGGCUGUUGACGUGCUUGGACUGA